ACUGAGCACCGGGGAAAAGGGAGCGAGCGGGCGGAGUCGCAGUGAUUGAGGCUCGGCUGGGACAUCAUGGCGACCCGGCGGCUGCUGCUCUCCCCUGCCUCCUGCCUGAGGCGGACUCAGGCCCUGGGCGCUCCGGCGGCCCCCGGGCUGCGGAGGGGCUACAGCAGCGCCGACUCCUCCCAGUACCUGCACCGCAGCAUCGUGCCCACCAUGCACUUUCAGAAAAGCCUGCCCAGGUUGCCAAUUCCCAAACUAGAAGAUACUGUUAGGAGGUAUCUGAAUGCCCAAAAGCCUCUCUUAGAUGAUGAUCAAUUCAGGAAAACUGAAGAACUUGGUCGCAGCUUUGAGCAUGGAAUUGGAAGAGAAUUGCAUGAGCAGCUGGUUGCUCAAGACAAGCAGAACAAACAUACUAGUUACAUCUCAGGUCCCUGGUUUGAUAUGUAUCUAAGUUCACGUGAAUCUGUUGUUUUGAAUUUUAACCCAUUUAUGUCUUUCAACCCUGACCCAAAAGCUGAAUAUAAUGAUCAGCUCACACGAGCAACUAACAUGACUGUUUCUGCUAUACGUUUUUUGAAGACCUUCAGGGCUGGCUAUCUAGAGCCAGAGGUUUUUCACCUCAAUCCAGACAAAAGUGACACUCAAACCUUUAGGAGACUCAUUCGAUUUGUGCCUUCAUCUGUAUCAUGGUUUGGUGCCUACUUGGUCAAUGCAUACCCCUUAGAUAUGUCUCAGUACUUCCGGCUUUUCAAUUCCACACGAUUGCCUAAGCUCAGUCGAGAUGAGCUUUUUACGGAUGAAAAAGCAAAGCACUUGCUGGUGCUCAGAAAUGGGAAUUUUUAUGUAUUUGAUGUCAUUGAUAGAGAUGGGAAUAUAGUGAAGCCUUCUGAAAUACAAGCACACCUGAAAUACAUACUUAGUGACAACAGUCCAGCUCCAGCCUUCCCUCUUGCAUUUUUGCCCAGUGAAAACCGAGAUACAUGGGCACUACUGAGACAGAAGCUACUCGAUAAUGGCAAUGAGGAAGUCCUCCAAAAAGUGGAUUCUGCUGUCUUCUGUCUAUGUUUAGAUGACUUCCCCAUUAAAGACCUUGAGCACUUGUCUCACACCAUGUUGCAUGGAGAUGGUAUUAACCGCUGGUAUGAUAAAUCCUUUAACCUUAUCCUAACCAAGGAUGGCAAUGCGGCCAUUCAUUUUGAACAUUCCUGGGGAGAUGGUGUGGCUGUAUUAAGAUUUCAGAAUGAAGUGUUUAAAGACAGCACCCAGAAACCAGCUGUCACCCCACAAUCUCAGCCUGCUGCAGUUGACUCUUCCAGCGCUGUGCAGAAACUCAGCUUUAAGUUGAAUGAUGCCUUAAAAGCAGGAAUUACCAAAGCCAAACAGAAAUUUGAUGCCACUAUGGAAACCUUGACUUUUGACUGUAUUCAGUUUAAGAAAGGAGGCAAGGAGUUUUUAAAGCAGAAGAAGAUAAGUCCUGAUGCUGUGGCUCAGCUUUCUUUCCAGAUGGCUUUCCUUCGGCAGUAUGGCCAGACUGUUGCCACAUAUGAGUCUUGCAGUACUGCAGCUUUCAAACACGGUCGCACAGAGACCAUCCGUCCUGCCUCCAUCUAUACAAAGAAGUGCACGGAAGCUUUUGUCAGGCAACCUUCCAGACACAGCACAGAGGAGCUUCAGCAGAUGAUUGCUGAGUGCUCUAAGUACCACAGCCAGUUGACAAAAGAAGCUGCUAUGGGUCAAGGAUUUGACCGGCAUUUGUUCAGUUUGCGUUAUCUGGCAGCAUCAAAAGGUAUCCCGUUACCUGACAUCUACCAGGACCAAGCCUAUGCUCAGCUGAAUCACAACAUUCUGUCCACAAGCACGCUGAGCAGCCCAGCUGUGAAUAUGGGAGGAUUUGCUCCAGUGGUGCCGGAUGGCUUUGGUGUAGGCUAUGGAAUGCAUGAUGAUUGGAUUGGCUGCAGUGCCUCCUCUUACCCAGCCAGGAAUGUACACGAAUUCCUCCAGUGUGUGCAGAAGUCACUGGAAGAUAUUUUUCAUGUUUUAGAAGGUAAGCAUAUCAGUAGUUAGGCACAACAGGGCUGGGAUACUUUUUUUUUAAUGCACAAUAUAAAAUGUUUGGAUCAAGAUCACUUCUGAUCAUGUGUGGCUGAAUGUGGAAGAAUGUUGCUAGUGCUAAUUUACUAAGCAUUUUGACUGGGAUUUUAAAAGGAGUCUGCAAGAGUUGAGUGACCAACUUACACUGAAUUUCCGUGGGAGCUAGGCACCUUUUGAAAAUCUUAGCCAUAUAAAGAAAUUAAGUGCAAGCUCCUGCAUGUGAUAUUCAGGAAACGCUUAAUUCUGAUAGUCUGAACUGUUAUGUAAUAGAAUAUAAAAGUUCUUAAAAUAUAACAGAGGCAUUUAAAUAUUCAUUUCUAGAAAGGAACUUUAGUAUUGUACUGAUUAAACUUGAGCUUAAAAUCUACAAAUGUUCAUGUUUACAGCGGGAACAACAAACUACGUGUGAACAAUGUAACAACUACAAAAGUUGUAUUUAAAACUAAAUACAAGAAUGACCAGUGGUAAAUCCUGCACAUGUGAUAUGUUCACUUACUAGAUCUGUAAUCUUUAUUUUUCUUGUUAAAUUUGAAUCAGUGUCAAACUAACUGCCUUUUCUGUUGGAAGCAUUUCCAUGUAAUGAUUGGUUUAAAUGAAAACUUGAAAAUGUGAGACUGACAACUGUAAUCAGGUAUUAAAUCUUCAAACUGUUAAGAAAUUGGUUGGAAAAUAAUGUUUAAAUAAAGCUACCUAUGACAUGGUUGAA
Messenger RNA from Mauremys mutica (yellowpond turtle), 2794 nucleotides. It is a transcript of the gene CPT2, whose product is annotated as carnitine palmitoyltransferase 2. Bases 67 to 2061 code for a protein of 664 amino acids. Gene Ontology annotation, biological process: fatty acid beta-oxidation. The transcript is spliced from 5 exons. Gene Ontology annotation, cellular component: mitochondrion. NCBI's taxonomy places the organism in Eukaryota, Metazoa, Chordata, Testudines, Geoemydidae. The record is from RefSeq and is a predicted model, not a curated record. Gene Ontology annotation, molecular function: carnitine O-palmitoyltransferase activity.